Messenger RNA from Opisthorchis viverrini, 822 nucleotides. RefSeq lists its product as hypothetical. The coding region runs from base 1 to 822 and encodes 273 amino acids. The transcript is spliced from 3 exons. The record is from RefSeq and is a predicted model, not a curated record. Lineage: Eukaryota; Metazoa; Platyhelminthes; Trematoda; Opisthorchiida; Opisthorchiidae.
AUGGAGGGAAUAUUCGUAUUUUCAUUUCCGGAACAGGAGAGAAACAGAUCUCGGAAGCCCAUCCCAAUUGCUGCCAAAGCGAUUGAAUACUUCGACAAGCAAGAACCCGUCGAGGAAGUGACAACUCCUGUUUUCCGAAAUGAUGUUCCGGACCGAACCAAGAGUGCAAAGGACAAAAGAAGCUUUGCUUUGGCCCCCUACCAAAGAAAGAACACGGAGCGACGAUUGAAAUCUGCGGUUCUGUGUAUAACCGGCUUUUCUACAACCGACAGGGAAACUUCCAGAAUAGACUCAUCCACCCCGGUGUCCUCAACCACAUCUACCAUAUCCCAGUUCCAAGAUACAGCUCGUCCGCUCAGUUCUUCGGUGCAUCGGGCAGAGUCUCUAUUUGAGAAGCCAGUUUGGGAACAUCCAGCACUGAAAGAAAUCAAAGAAGACGAUUAUCUGGAAAUCGGCUGUGCGGAAGAAUCAAUAACAACAAUGAACCCUCUUGUCAAGUCAAAAGAUAGCUACGAAAAAGCUCUUAAAGUUUAUGGUUGGAGAAUGGAAGUUCCAAGAGAUCCGCUUUACUUAAAAAAACCGUAUCUUCCCAAGCGACGGUCAUACUCUGUGGACAUUUCUUUAGAACCCAGCUUACCACUCCCACCGAAAAUGCGUGUGUCCAAGGCAGAGACGUUUUUCCAACCAACAGUCAAAAUCAUGCCUCUGUCAUUCACAGUCAGCCCGGACUUCUCAUCGGAGGCAUUUGUUGCCAAACAGAAUGAUUUGCGUCGCAGCGGGAACUGGAAUUAUGGAACGCGACGUUAUGCUUUUCUUUACUGA